This is a messenger RNA of Mobula hypostoma (lesser devil ray), 1706 nucleotides long. RefSeq lists its product as uncharacterized. Lineage: Eukaryota; Metazoa; Chordata; Chondrichthyes; Myliobatiformes; Myliobatidae. The record is from RefSeq and is a predicted model, not a curated record. Gene Ontology annotation, biological process: anatomical structure development. Bases 1 to 1647 code for a protein of 548 amino acids. Gene Ontology annotation, molecular function: extracellular matrix binding; calcium ion binding; protein binding. The transcript is spliced from 8 exons.
AUGGCAAUAGUUGUUCCACAUUUAAUUUUCCAGGUGCGGAAAGCCAGAGAUUUGAAUAGUGGCAGCAAUGAGCUAAUGUCUACUUUAAAUACACUGAACAAUCCAUUUGGUUAUAGACGUAUAUUUCCAAUUCGACCAAUAAACCCCAUCUACAAUAAUCUUGGGGUAAACCAUCUUGUUAUUGCAAGAACAUUUAGGAAUCCAUUCCUCUUACGCCGUAUGAUGACAAACGGAGUUAUCAUUUUGGAGCAGAAUAAUCCACAAACAAACUCCCUCAGUAUGGAGAUGUCAAUGGAAGAUACAAACAGCAUCGAAGACACAAACAGCAUUGAGGACAUUGUACCACCGAUCAUACCCCAAAAUGGACUACCUGUAUUUCCAGCAUAUGACGAUCCUUUUGGACCAGGGGUAGAUAUGAAUGUUGUUGGAUCUGACCCAAAAAACUCAGGAUAUCCACUGACUGAAAUAGUUAACGUGGAGGAGCCAGCAUUAAUUCCACAGUACGUGGAGAACAUGGACUCAUUUGGAUUGAACCUGGCGGACAAUCAGAUGAUCAAAGGCUGUAAUGAGACUGCUGGUCUUCAUGAAGCAGUCAAUAAACCCACUGGACUGUACUUCAACCAGGAACUUGUGGAUCAGCAAGAGCCCAGUGGAGGCAUGGUUAAGGAGUCACAAAUUGCAGAGAUUCUGAUCACCUCCAACUUCAACAAGGCAGAGUUACUGGAAGAUGAUAACCCAGCCUUCAAUGAAACUGAUCUUUUUCAGGUUGAUUUAGUGGAUUCCAAAGAAGACACUGCAAUGGAUUACGAAGACAGCACCAGCUUCAAUGCCAACAACGAGGCUGGCUUAAUUAAAGGAGGCACACCAGGAUCCAAGAGUGAGAGUGACAAUGCAGCCAAUUUCAUUCAAGGCUCUUGCAAGAACUUCCACUGUGGACACGGAAAAGUUUGUCAGCUCAGUGACAAGGAAAAUCCUUAUUGUAUCUGCCAAGAUAUUUCAACCUGCCCCACCAACAUGCCAGAUCUACAGAAUGUGUGUGGCACCAACAAUGAGACCUAUGAAAACCACUGCCAAUUUUAUGUCUCAAAGUGUCAGCUUGAGAGCACCAUGGCACAGAGGAUUCACCUGGAUUAUGUAGGACCCUGCAGGUACGUCACUCCAUGCCUGAAUGAUGAACUGGAUGAGUUCCCAUUGCGUCUACGUGAUUGGCUGAAGGAUACCCUGAUGCAGCUGUACGAGCAAGAUCUGCAUUCUCCCGGCACACUUUCUCAGAGAGAGCAUGCAGCAAUUAAGGACAACUAUACUCAUGAGAAUCAGCUCCCUCCCAGUGACCGCUCUCUGGAGAUGCUUAGAAAUGACUUCAUUGACAAUUACCACCUGUUCAUCCACCCAAUUCACCAGCAGUUCAAGCAGCUUGACCAGUAUCCCAUGGAUGGUUACCUAACCCACUCUGAACUGGCCCCUCUGCGUAUUCCAUUAAUUUCCCUGGAACACUGCACAUCUCGCUUUUUCACAGUAUGUGAUGUCGAUGGUGAUGGGAAUCUCUCCCUGAGAGAAUGGGGCAAGUGCUUUGGCCUCAAAGAAGGUGAGACAUUUGUUUGGGUCACUAGAGAGUUAUGGGGGAGAAGGUCAAUGGAGCUUACAUAGCUCAGGAUCAAAGCAUUUCAAUAUUAAUUCUUCUUGAAAAUUAAUUUAUCUUUUCUGUU